CCUGUUUUUGAAAAUCCUUCACGUAAGCAAACUUUUAUGCGCGUCCAACCAAAAAUCCUCAGCUAAUUCUCGACUAACGAGUAAAAGUGCAAAAACAAACUCUUGAGUCACCUACAUUUCUCCAUCCCCACCGCUAUUUUCAAUCCCUUUUCAGAUUUUAGUGUAGAAUUUCAAUGGAACUUCGUUUUGCUGCAAUUCUUGUUUCAAUCAAUUUUUUCCUCUUCUUUGAUGCCUACUUAUGCACCGCUGCUACUGCCAUUUACUCUUCAAGGCUGAUUCAUAGGUUUUCAGACGAAGCACAGCAGCUUUGGGUGUCGAAAAGCAAGAGCAAUGAAAAAAGUAACACCCAAGGGUCGUGGCCGGAGGAAAAGAGCUUGGGCCAUAUGAGAUUACUGUUGGACGGUGAUUUGAAGCGGCAGAGGCUCAGGCUUGGGACCCAGAAUGAGCUUUUGGUUCCUUCUCUAGGCGGCCAUACUUAUAACUAUGGCAAUGACUUGGGUUGGUUGCAUUAUACAUGGAUUGAUGUGGGCACGCCAAACACUUCUUUCCUUGUCGCGUUGGAUGCUGGAAGUGAUUUGUUUUGGGUUCCUUGUGAUUGUGUACAAUGUGCUUCACUGUCUUUAAGUCACCACUCCAUGUUGGAUAGAGAUCUGAGUCAGUAUAGUCCAUCCCGCUCGAGCACUAGCAAGCAGUUACCUUGCAGCCAUGAGUUGUGCGACCAAGGGCCCAAUUGCAAAAACCCAGAGGAGCACUGUCCUUAUAGUGUUAAAUACUUAUCCGAAGAUACUUCAAGCUCAGGAUUUCUGUACGAGGAUCAGAUACAUUUGGCCUCUGUGGGAGGGAACAGACAGCCAAGUUCUGCCCAGGCUCCUGUAAUCUUAGGCUGUGGUAGGUCACAAAGUGGUAUUUAUUUGGAAGGAAUUGCCCCUGACGGUCUCAUGGGAUUGGGGCCUGGGGGCAUAUCUGUUCCUAGUUUGCUUGCAAAAUCUGGAUUUAUUCCACAUUCGUUCUCAUUUUGCUAUGACAAGAGCUAUUCUGGGAGAGUGUUCUUUGGGGAUGAAGGGCCUACAUCUCAAAGAUCUACUCCAUUUUUACCAUUGAAAGGAAAAUCUGUUGCCUAUAUUGUUGAAGUGGAGAGUUACUGUGUUGCGAAUUCCUGUCUAAAGAUUACUGAAUUCAAAGCACAAGUCGAUACUGGGUCAUCUUUCACAUAUCUUCCACAUGAGACUUACGAACAAGUUCUUGCUGAGUUUGACAAACAAGUUAAUGCUAAAAGGAUCACGACACAAGGAUUUGACUACUGUUACAAGGCUCGUUCACUAAAAUUACCCAGCAUGAAACUAGUUUUUUCCUUGAACCAAAGCUUUGUAAUUGAAGAUCCCACGUUCCAAGUUUCUGACAAUCAGGGAGACUUAAGUUGCUUAGGCGUACAUGCUAUGGACGGGGAUAUUGGUAUCAUUGGACAAAACUUCCUGAUGGGUUACCGCAUGGUUUUUGAUUGGGAGAAGUUGAAGCUGGGUUGGUCUAUUUCUAAUUGUCAAGACAUUGGUGACAACCUGGAAGUCCAUCCGACACCUCCCCCAAGUGGUGCAUCGCCAAAAUCGUUGCCAAUAAUCGAACAACAGCAUCCUGCAAGUGGGCAUGCUGUCCCACCUGCUGUUGCUGGUCAUACCCCUCCAAAACCCUCUGCAGCCUCCUCUCUUCCCUCACGGCGUCAAUAUGGUAUUACAAGUCUGCUUCUGUUUGUAUUGGCCAUAUGUGUAAUUUAACCACAAACUUUACAAUUAGUAUGUCCAUUUGUAUAUCUUCUCUAUCCCAUCCUUGUAAAUCAGGUCAAUAGAGUAUUUGGUCUGUUAAAAAGUUGUUACGCUUGAUGUUCGAUGAUUUUCUGUAGUUAGUUCUACAGCUAUCAGCUGCUUUGUGUCUAAUUGCCAUCAUAUAUCAUGUGAACUGCCAUUGAUAACUUAAUCGACAUUUUGUCUUCGCGUA
Olea europaea var. sylvestris is the source of this 1989-nucleotide messenger RNA. Its product is annotated as aspartic proteinase-like protein 1. NCBI's taxonomy places the organism in Eukaryota, Viridiplantae, Streptophyta, Magnoliopsida, Lamiales, Oleaceae. The coding region runs from base 174 to 1769 and encodes 531 amino acids. The record is from RefSeq and is a predicted model, not a curated record. Gene Ontology annotation, molecular function: aspartic-type endopeptidase activity. The transcript has 10 exons. Gene Ontology annotation, biological process: proteolysis.